Messenger RNA from Durio zibethinus, 790 nucleotides. RefSeq lists its product as uncharacterized. The record is from RefSeq and is a predicted model, not a curated record. NCBI's taxonomy places the organism in Eukaryota, Viridiplantae, Streptophyta, Magnoliopsida, Malvales, Malvaceae.
AAUUUGCAUUAUGUGGGAGCAGAAUAUACGGUCUCAAAAGAAGUUUCUUGGAAAGACUAUAAGAGAUGUGGCCAAGCCAAACAAAUGUUCAGAAAAACAGUGGACCAAAACAAGUAAAUGCAUGGUACAGUUUCCUUAAGUUUCACUCAGAUUUAAUAGCACAAAAAUGUAUGAUGUCAUUUCUGGCUCCCACUUUACACGUUGGCUAUAUAUACAAGUCAUUCAUUCUCAAGCUCUUGUGAAUUUUGCAAACCAAAACCAGUUUUCCCAUAAUUUAGGGAAACUUGUUGCAGUUGAGGGCUGAGGGAUCGACAAGAAGAAGCCGUUAUGGGAGGAGGAAACGGCCAGAAGUCAAGGAUGGCUCGUGAGAAACACAUGGAGAAGAACAAACCCGUUAAAGGUAGUCAGCUGGAGUCAAACAAAAAGGCCAUGACAAUUCAGUGCAAAGUUUGCAUGCAGACAUUCAUAUGCACCACAUCGGAGGUGAAGUGCAGGGAACAUGCUGAAGCAAAGCACCCAAAAUUUGACAUGUAUGCUUGUUUCCCUCACCUUAAGAAAUGAAUGACACAACCCAAUAAGAAAAAAUAGAACUUCAAGACUGAGCUUGAGGUUCCAUAUCUUGUAUUUAUGUUAAUAUCAUUACAUUUGAAGCUUCUGUUAAAAGUUACUGCCAAUAAAAAAAUGAGUUAUCACACAAUUUGAAGUUGUCCAUGCUAUCAUGGUAGCUAGUUGCUAACUUGUUGCCCAACUCUUAACCAUUUAUUCUAAGAUUAGAGUUUAGCUUGAUCGU